AGGUGUUGACGUUCGGUGUGUGAGUUGGGUGUACUAACUUUUAAAUAAGUAAAUGUGACUUUCAUAGAUUUAACAAUCUUGAAAAGAGGGCUGCUGUAAUAUUACAUUUUGCCUUCGCUAACUAUCCAUAUCAAGUCAUGUGUGUGUCAGAAGACUGGUACAUCAAUGAUGAAAUUACAACAGCGAAAUUAGAUGGUUACAGACUUGUAGAACACUUCAGCAGGAGAGAUCAUAGCCACGGAGGUGUUGCCAUUUUUUGCAAAGAAGACUCGGAUGUGGAUGCUGAACCCAUUGAAGAAAUAUCGAAGAUGUCAGUGAAAAUGAAUUUUGAAUGCGCCGCCAUUAAAUUUAAGAGCUCUAUAUAUAAGGCUUUUGUUUACGUUUCUACCGCUUUUUCCAACUGCGUACAUUUGGACAUUAAAGAAGAGUUUUAUGAGCCUCCUUUGACGCCGGAAAAAUUUUUCGCGGUGGUUAAUUCUUUGCAUGAGGAUAUUUUAGACGAAAUCACUCCGCGUUUAUUGGAGAAUUUUCCAAACACUUAUGUUUACUCGAAGAACAUUUCGGAAGAUUUGGUUAAAUCUGCUGGUGAGAGUUUGCCAGUCGCAGUAGUACGUCCUCCUAUUGUUACAAGCUGUAAUACAGAACCCAUCACCGGAUGGGCCGACCAGUUCUAUGGUCCUUUCGGCUUGGUAACAGCAGGAACUUUAGGCAUACUUAGGAGUGUCUACAUACACGAUGUGCCAGUUGAAAUAUUGCCUCUCGAUUAUGUCGUAAAUUGUAUAAUAUCAGUACUUUGGAAAACAUCUCGUAGCACUUCACAGAUAAUCUGCUACUGUCUAUGAUUCGAACGCAUUAUGUUUCAAAAACACAUUUAAUUAUAUUUGGUGGCCACCUUCUGCUUUUUCUGGAUGUAUUAUAUGUGGCACACAAUUGAUCUAUGGUGUAAACGCCACAUUUAGUUUGAUUAUAUGAUAUAAUAAUUUCAGGUUU
Messenger RNA from Zophobas morio, 990 nucleotides. Its product is annotated as putative fatty acyl-CoA reductase CG5065. Gene Ontology annotation, molecular function: alcohol-forming very long-chain fatty acyl-CoA reductase (NADP+) activity. The record is from RefSeq and is a predicted model, not a curated record. Gene Ontology annotation, biological process: long-chain fatty-acyl-CoA metabolic process. Bases 138 to 842 code for a protein of 234 amino acids. NCBI's taxonomy places the organism in Eukaryota, Metazoa, Arthropoda, Insecta, Coleoptera, Tenebrionidae. Gene Ontology annotation, cellular component: peroxisome. The transcript has 5 exons.